Cuscuta europaea is the source of this 1740-nucleotide messenger RNA. The record is from the annotation of a GenBank genome assembly. Lineage: Eukaryota; Viridiplantae; Streptophyta; Magnoliopsida; Solanales; Convolvulaceae.
AUUGUCCACACGUCCCUUUCCUCGAGUUCUGGAAUUCCCAAAUGGUCAAAGGGCUAAAGCCAAUAAGCCAUACAUCUACCUCAAGUCUUUCACAACGAGAGUGGCCGACAGCGCAACAUCAAUUUUCUACUUCAUUACCAGAGAAAGAAAAACAAAGAUUGGCGAAUACAAUAAGAAAAUCGUUCGAAUGGAAUCUCCAACGGCCGUUUCCUGCGAGAAUCUCCCCACUUUCCUAUCCUCUUUCGCCGACACAUUCGUCGAUUUCUCCGUCAGCGGGGGCCUCUUUUUGCCCCCUGUUCCGCCGCAAUUGAGCCCACCCCUGAUGCCGUACGCCAACUCGAACUUCAGUUCCGACGCAUUGCCGCGGCUGCAGACCGUAUUCCAAGCACCGGCCCGUCUCAUCGCGGUGGGCGACCUCCACGGCGAUCUUCAGAAGACGAAGCAGGCGUUCCGCCUCUCCGGGCUCAUUGACGACCAAGAACGGUGGUGCGGCGGUUCCGCCACGGUUGUUCAGGUCGGGGAUGUACUCGACCGCGGCGGGGAGGAGCUGAAGAUUCUGUUUUUUCUCGAGAAGUUGAAAAGGGAAGCGGCUAAGGCCGGUGGUGGUGUGAUCAGGAUGAACGGUAAUCACGAGAUCAUGAAUGUAUUUGGUGAUUUUCGAUACGUGACGAAAGACGGGCUUAAGGAAUUUGAGGGUUGGGCUUUCUGGCACUCGGUGGGGGAUGCUUUGAAGAAGAUGUGUGAAGGUGUAGGGGAAAUUAAGGACCCCUUUGAUGGGGUGCCUCUUCAAUUUCCUGGUCUGAAACCCGAGUUCUUUGCAGGAAUUAGGGCACGUGUGGCAGCAUUGAGGCCUAGUGGACCGAUUGCUACUAGGUUUUUAUCGCAAAACCAGACUGUGGUUGUGGUGGGGGAUUCGGUUUUCGCCCAUGGCGGACUCUUGCCCAUACACGUGGAUUACGGAUUAGAGAAGCUGAAUGAAGAAGUAAGUGAUUGGAUUUCGGGGGCGAGGGAUUCGGUUUGGAGGGAGUUGGUCGUGGGGAGAAAUUCAAUUGUUUGGUUGAGGAAGUUUUCGAAUGAGCUGGCGAAAGAUUGUGACUGUUCAGCCCUUGAGCAUGUGCUGGCGACAAUCCCCGGUGUGAAGAGGAUGAUAAUGGGACAUACCAUUCAGGAGAGUGGGAUUAAUGGGGUUUGUAAGAACCAGGCUAUAAGGAUUGAUGUUGGUAUGUCCAAAGGGUGUGUCAAUGGAUUACCAGAAGUCUUAGAGAUAGAUAGGCAGUCAAGAAUAAGGGUUCUGACAUCAAAUCCUAUGUAUCAAGAUAGAAAAGAUGUAGAUGGCUUGAUUAUGCUUCCUCCACAGGUGGGGAGGCAAGUAGAGGUUAAUGCCUGAAUUCUUACUUUGUUACUAUCUUGGACUUCUCUUCUUGUGGAUACUUUGUUGCUAUCUUGGAGUUCUCUCUUCUUGUGGAUUCUUGUUGGAUACUUUAGGUCUACCACACACGAUUUAUUAACAUAUGAUUGUAAUCUAGAAUAAGCGAUUUCUGUUUCAAAUUUUGUAAUAACCGAACCGUUGUCUUAAACCUCUACUUCCCAUUCCAUAGGUGCUAUGCAAUUCCAGUUAAGAAACUGGCAGUAUCAAUUCCAUGAAUGGAAACCAAUCUAAUCUGCCUUGUUUUUUCAUUUUCAAGAGAUCCAUUUGUAUCUAUACUGCUUUCAAUCAUGUGAUAUGCACUCACGCAAUCU